AUGGGGGAACCUGAGGAGGUAGUGCCCGAUUCGGGUGCUGUGUUUACAUUUGGAAAAACAAAGUUUGCUGAAAAUACUCCCAGCAAAUUCUGGUUCAAAAAUGAUAUACCUACAUAUCUUGCAUGUGGAGAUGAACAUACUGCUGUUAUUACCGGAAAUAAAAAACUUUACAUGUUUGGCAGUAACAACUGGGGCCAGUUAGGAUUAGGAUCAAAGUCAACGGUUUGCAAACCAACAUGUGUCAAAGCUUUAAAACCUGAAAAGGUGAAACAUGUUGCCUGUGGACGGAACCACACCCUAGUUUCAACAGAAGGAGGCAAAGUAUAUGCAGUUGGAGGAAAUAAUGAAGGCCAGCUAGGACUUGGUGACACUGAAGAUAGAAACACUUUUCAUCUAAUUGAAUUUUUUACAUCCCAGCAUCAUUUUAAGCAGUUGUCUGCUGGAUCUAACACUUCAGCUGCACUAACUGAGGAUGGAAAACUUUUUAUGUGGGGAGAAAAUUCUGAAGGGCAGAUUGGCUUAAAUAAUACAUGUAAUGUGUAUUUUCCUCAUGAAGUGACCAUUGGGAAACCUAUUGCCUGGAUCUCUUGUGGAUAUUACCAUUCAGCUUUUGUAACAAUGGAGGGAGAACUGUAUACAUUUGGAGAACCUGAGUAUGGAAAGUUAGGUCUUCCCAAACAGCUACUGAUGAAUCACAAAGUGCCCCAACUGGUGCCUGGAAUUCCUGAGAAGGUGAUCCAAGUAGCUUGUGGUGGAGGACACACAGUGGUUCUCACAGAGAAAGCUGUGUACACCUUUGGUCUGGGACAAUUUGGUCAACUGGGUCUUGGCACUUUUGUCUUUGAAACUGCAGAACCCAAAAUCAUUAAAUCUGUUAAGGACCACAAAAUAACUUCUAUUGCCUGUGGAGAAAAUCACACAGCUUUGAUAACAGAUAUAGGCCGUAUGUAUACUUUUGGAGAUGGUCGAUAUGGGAAAUUAGGACUUGGAAUGGAGAAUUUUACCAAUCAGUUUGUUCCUACUUUGUGCCCUAAUUUUUUGAGAUUUAAAGUUUAUUUGGUUGCCUGUGGUGGAUGUCACAUGGUAGUGUUUGCUACUCCACGACCUGUUAUAGAAAAAAUUGCACUUAGGGAAAUUUGUGAUUCUCGCAGACCUGCAGCAGCUUCUCGGUCCAUCAGCGACCUGACCUCAGGAAACAUACUGCAUAGAAGUUUAUCAGCACGUGUGCGUCGAAGAGAGAGGGAGAAAUCCCCAGAUUCUCUUCAAAUGACUCAAAUACUACCUCCAAUUAAAGGGACUCCUGGGUCACCUGUUUGUUUCUCCCCAAGUUUAGUUCCUUUCUGCAUAUUUACAAAUAAUCUGUCAGGAAAAAUGACUGAAAAGGAGGACUUCAUGAAGCCCAUGGAAUCAGAUUAUUUUCAAGAUAAAAUGACCAAAGUGAAGGAUAUAGACAGCUCAUCAGUGGAUUCAAAAAGCCUUGGAGAAACUACUGAUGUAUUAAAUAUGACACAUAUGAUGAGCCUAAAUUCCAAUGAAAAGUCUUUAAAAUUAUCACCAAUUCAAAAACAAAAGAAACAAGAAUCAGUUGAGAAAUUGAAGCAGCAAACAGCUCAUACUGAAAGUGAUGAUAGUGAUGAAUAUGAAAGUGAAGAGAUGUCUCAAAAAAUGAAAGAAGGAAAAGCAUAUAAACAGAUUUUGGCUAAAGGAACAUUCAUGGUACCAACAACUGAGAAGCUGGAAGCAUGUUCAGAUAAGAAUGUAGAAAUUCCAGAGGAAGAGGAAGGAGCAGAGGAUUUAGAAGGAAGUGGAAUACAGGAGCAAGAGGUAGAGGGAAAUGUGGAGAUGCCUGGAGGAAAGGUGGAGGAGGAGGAGGAGGGAGCAGAAAUCCUAUCAGAUGACCUUACAGACAGCGCAGAGAAUCGCACACUUCCAGAAGACAAGGCAGAGGAUAUUAAUAAACAUUUGGAAGACAAGAAGAAAACUGUGGGAGACAAUAAAAAUCUUCUUGUAGAUUACCUCAGUGACACCAGCGACAAUUCAAAUGACAAAAAAAACAACCAAGAGGAACCGGCCAUUUCUGAAUACAAUGAAAAUCCAAAAGGAAACAUAUGUGAGCUUACAAAGAGCAGAUCUGCAGAAAUCCUGGAGGAUAGUAAAUCCACACCGGGUAAAGACAGGAAAGUAUCGAAGAAGACUUACCUUUUUAAAAGACUGUCACUGAUGAGUAUGAAAAGUAUGCCGAAUAAUAAUGAGCCACUUCCAGAAAUAAAACCACUAGGAGAUCAAAUAGCUUUUAAAAGCAAUAAGAAGGAUUUCAAACAGAACCACAUUGGGCAAAAUAAUCAGGAUACGUCACCCCCAAAUACUGAGAAAACAUCAAAAUCCUGUGUAAUACUUUAA
Molecule: messenger RNA, 2400 nt
Organism: Pipistrellus nathusii (Nathusius's pipistrelle)
Lineage: Eukaryota; Metazoa; Chordata; Mammalia; Chiroptera; Vespertilionidae
Source: the annotation of a GenBank genome assembly